This is a messenger RNA of Cryptomeria japonica (Japanese cedar), 357 nucleotides long. RefSeq names its product ethylene-responsive transcription factor FZP-like. The transcript has a single exon. Gene Ontology annotation, biological process: regulation of DNA-templated transcription. The record is from RefSeq and is a predicted model, not a curated record. Gene Ontology annotation, molecular function: DNA-binding transcription factor activity; DNA binding. NCBI's taxonomy places the organism in Eukaryota, Viridiplantae, Streptophyta, Pinopsida, Cupressales, Cupressaceae. The coding region runs from base 1 to 357 and encodes 118 amino acids.
AUGGACACAUUGCUAGUGCAGUCAGGUUCUCAAGAGUUUGGAGAAGAAAAACAACAAAAUCAGCUUCUAAAAUUGAAAUUGAAGAAAUUCAACUAUCGUGGAAAGAAAAAUAGAUACAUAGGUGUCAGGAGAUGUCCAUGGGGUCGAUAUGAUGCAGAAAUUAGAGACCCUGAAUCUAAGCGACAUCAGUGGCUUGGCACAUUUGAUACGGCUGAAGAAGCAGCUAAUGCUUAUGACAUAGCUGCUACAUCAAUGAAAAAAAAGAAAAAAAAAUUGAUUAUAGAUAUUCAUUGUCAUGCAAUCUAUUUAAAAAAAAUAUUUUCUCAUCUUCAAAAUAGGAAUCGAGUUCCAAACUAG